CGUAAUGCGGAUGUAAACAUUACUUGACUCACGUGGAUGGAGGAGAAAAAGGCAACAAUGCCACAGACGGUGGAGCGUUUCGUCAGUCCUGGGAAAGGGAACGGACUUCGUGCCACUGCCAGGAUGAGCAGAGGUCAGCUGGUGAUGUCCGCCGAGCCGCUGGCGUCCUGUGUGUCCAACAAACAGGCCAGAGAAGUCUGCCACCACUGCUUCACACGAAGUGAAACCUUGUUGAGGUGUUCCCAAUGCAAGCUGGCUCGCUACUGCAACACAACCUGCCAGAAACAAGCCUGGUCAGAGCAUAAGGAGGAGUGUAAGUGUCUGCGUCGCCUCCUGCCCAGACUUCCUACUGACUCCGUCCGUCUGGCUGCCAGAGUCAUUUUUGCUCUGUUAAAUCCCAAGAGCAGAACUGAUGAGCUCUAUACGUUAGAUGAGCACAAAUCACACCUGGAUUCCAUGUCUGAGCAGAAGAAGGAAGGUCUGUCUCAACUGGCAGCCAUGUUGGAGCUGUACACACAACAGGAACUUUCUAACCUUACACAGGAAAUGACAUCAGCCCUGCCUCCCUCCUGCCACGAUGCCCUCAGCCUUAUUGCAAAGGUGACGUGUAAUUGUUUCACCAUCAGUGACGGGGAGCUGCAGGAGGUUGGCGUCGGGCUCUAUCCGAGUUUAUCUCUAUUAAACCAUGACUGCAGGCCAAACUGUGUGAUGGUGUUUGAGGGAACAAAAAUUCAGCUCCGAGCUGUGCAGGAUGUCAACCCUGGAGAUGAGCUGACUAUAAGUUACACUGAGACGCUGUCCCUGACUGAGGAUCGACGGAAGCAGCUGGAGGACCAGUACCACUUUACCUGCCACUGUCAGCGAUGUGAGUCUCCAGAAGAGGAUGGACUCAUGCUGUCAGGAGAAAAAGCAAAAUGGAGCCCACUGAAGGAGGCUCUGCUGAGACUGGAAGGACUGAAAACACAGUCCAAUUGGAAAGAGUUGUUAGAGAGCUGCAGCCAUCUGUUGGCAGCUGUCAGUGAUGAAGUUCCUGAUGAGAAUCUCUACAAGCUCAGGAUUACAGACAUGGCUUUAGACACCGCCGUUCACCUGGGACUGUGGGAGGAGGCUUUGAGAUACGGCAAGAAGACACUUCCAGCCUACAGGCUGCACUACUCUGAUCCACAUCCUGUUCAUGCAGUUCAGCUGAUGAGAGUGGGAAAGCUGCAGCAUUACCUGGAGCACACUGAGGAUGCUCUGGACACGUUCAAACAGGCCUUUAAAAUCAUGAAGGUCACUCAUGGGGAAGAUCACCCCCUGACCUUUGACCUGCAGAUGAAGAUGGAGGAGUGUCGCUGUGAGACAGAUCACCAGUCGCCUGGCAAACAUUAAGAAAGACAUCAAACUGAUAAAAAGAGUAGUAUUUGUACAUAUUUUUACAUUUUCUAUCUGCAGUCACACAAUAAAUAUCAACUUAAACUUUGAA
Molecule: messenger RNA, 1465 nt
Organism: Austrofundulus limnaeus
Lineage: Eukaryota; Metazoa; Chordata; Actinopteri; Cyprinodontiformes; Rivulidae
Gene: smyd3
Product: SET and MYND domain containing 3
Exons: 12
Coding region: 37-1371 (444 amino acids)
Cellular component (GO): nucleus
Molecular function (GO): protein binding
Source: RefSeq, a predicted model, not a curated record